AUGGACGGCCGCCACGUGGUAGUCACUCUGACGCCCGUUUACGCUCCCGACACUCUGCCCUUCCGCUCCUUGACCUUUGCAUCUGACAAUGACACUGCUCCCAUCGGCAGAGCUUCGAAAUCCGAGACGAAGAACCUUGUUCCCGCUCAUGAUAAUGGCUGGUUUGACUCUCGUGUCAUGUCUCGCGAGCACGCCGAGUUCAGUGUGUCGUUGGAGAUGGAGGCCAUCUACAUCAGAGAUCAUGGUUCCAUGCAUGGAACGCUCGUCAACGACAAGAAGAUUACCGCGAAAGAGAAUGUCCCUGUCAAGAAUGGUGAUGUCUUGACUUUCGGAAGUGAGGUUUCUCGAGGUCCCCAAACAUUCAGGCCUAUAGCAGUUCGUUUUGACUGUAAUUGGUACGACUCAAAACCAGCUUACCUGACGCCUGCCGAACCGUCAAAGACACCCACAAAUACCUUCAGGGUACCCGAUGACGACGACGAUGUGAUUGUGGUUGUUGAAGACUCUUCCGAAUCCGCUGGUUCUACGGAUGCCGACUAUGGCUCUGACGUUAGCCGGCCUGUGGAUCUGACAUCUCCCGUAACAUCCCCCGAGGCAAAGCAUUCUGAAUUACCUAGAGCCAAACCAAUCAGAGUGGAUGCGACUGCGGGUUCUCAGCAAGAGUCCAUGAUUUUUGGUCAAGAGGAGCAGAUUCCACCUUCCUCUCCUCUUGAUAUCUAUCGCACUGAUGUUCUGGAGUUUGACGAUACCGAUAGUCAACCAGACUCUGACAACGAUUCAAACAACGGGUCAGGAUCUGCAUGGAUUCCCCCAAACGACGAAGACAUGCAAGAUGUCGAAGAGUCUGAUGUAGAUGAAGAAGAUAUUCCUAAAAUGAUGGGUAUGGAUCAGGAUGAUGUACCUCUCACAUCCUCUCAGCAAGCUCUAUCCUCGGCCCACGAUGCCAAUUUACCGUCAUCACCGAUUCCUAGACGUGCUAUUGAGGAGCCUGUCAAGAAGAUGGCACAGACAAACACUCCAAGUUUCAUUCCACCGGGGUCUGCGCUUUAUUGUCCCGCACCUACCUUGACGCCGGUUAUUCGUCCACCAGCUCUUUUCCAAACAGAGCCUUCUCAUCUUGUAGCAACUUCCGCAAAUAAUCAAGGCCAGUGGUCUCACUUCCAUUCUCCACGUAUUCCUAGUCCAUCGGACAAGGCGAUGGCAAAGUCUUCAGGGAAUAGCGUGCCAAAUUAUCAAUCGUCAUUCCAAGACUUUACGUCCAAUAUGGAUUGUCUCUACGACCUACAUGAACCUCCUGCACCUGUAUGCCAAGAAGCGCGGUCAAGCUUAUUGAAUCAAUACGUCCCUAAUGCCGCAAAUGAGUCGUUCCCUUUUGGUCCACAUCGCUCUUCGGGAUAUUUGCGCCACUUGUCGGAUGAAGGAAAUGGAAUUGCUCAACCCCAAUCUACGUUUGACAAUACCGACCCACAUCUGCUAUUCACUUAUAAAUCGAAACCUGGGUCCUCCAAUGAAGCCCAGAAGUCCACCGAGCCCACCCCUACACGUGUUUCGAUUGAAGAUAUCCUCGAAAAGACUUCAGGCCAGUCCGUACUUCGUUGCUCUUUGAAACGAAAAGCAGAUGAAUUGGAGACCGAUCAACCCAAGGAAACUGAAAAGGAGCGGGAGCCUAAUACUCAGGAUAGCCUGCCAGAUGCUCAGCCACAAGUCAACCUCAAAGAUCUGGUCAUUUCGGAUCUCAAAGUUGUGAAUGCAACUAAUCAACAUUCCGGACGCAAUCGAGAACACCGUCGUAAGCGAGUUAAGACACGACAGCCCGGAAACGUGAUCAAAUACGCUACCGCUGCUAUGGUUGGGGCUGUGGUUGGCGGUAUAAGCACCGUCGUUGCCCUGGCCGCCCUUCCUCCUGGAUUUUUCGAGUAA
Messenger RNA from Talaromyces proteolyticus, 1920 nucleotides. RefSeq lists its product as uncharacterized. The record is from RefSeq and is a predicted model, not a curated record. NCBI's taxonomy places the organism in Eukaryota, Fungi, Ascomycota, Eurotiomycetes, Eurotiales, Trichocomaceae. Gene Ontology annotation, cellular component: cytoplasm. Gene Ontology annotation, molecular function: protein binding. The transcript is spliced from 4 exons. The coding region runs from base 1 to 1920 and encodes 639 amino acids.